Linum trigynum is the source of this 531-nucleotide messenger RNA. The record is from the annotation of a GenBank genome assembly. NCBI's taxonomy places the organism in Eukaryota, Viridiplantae, Streptophyta, Magnoliopsida, Malpighiales, Linaceae.
AUGGAGGCUAUUGCCCACUUGAAGGAGCCUGAUGGUUCAAAUAAGACAGCGAUUGCUUCAUACAUUAAGGAGCAAUAUUGGCCACCUCAAGAUUUUAAGAGGAUAUUGUCAGCAAAACUGAAGCAUUUGACUUCGUCUGGCAAACUGAUCAAGGUCAAACGCAAAUACAGGGAAGCACCAGCUUCAUUUUCCAACAGGAGGAGUGCUUCCAUGUUACUGCUGGAAGGAAGAGAGAGAUUAUUCCAAAGAGCUGAGCAACUGGAGGAUUUCAACGUGGCUAGAAAACCACAGAUUGACCGGGAACUAUCUAGGAUGAGAAAAAUGAGUGCCAGCGAGGCGGCAGCUGUUGCUGAUCAAGCAGUUUCCGAGGCAGAGGCUGCCAUUGCGGAAGCAGAAGAGGCCGUUAGAGAGGCAGAGGCCGCCGAAGCUCUUGCUGAAAAGGCAGUAGCAUUUUCUGAAGCGGCGACGAAGACAAUGAAAGGAAGGACCAAUUCUAAGGUAGUACACUCUUUUGGUCCCCUCUUCGUCUGA